CAUCCUUGUGUAGAAAGAAAAUGAAAAAGAAAGAUGCCAAAACAAACUUAAAAUUAGAGGUAUCAAAGAAAUCCUACUCAUUACCUCCAAAACUCUAUGAUAUGAUUCCUUCAAUUUCCCAAACUGAAAGCAAAAUGUUUCUCUUUUAAACUAAACAAACCCAUUUCUCAAUAUUCCUUUUGCAACCUCUUGCCUUUUUUUUUUUUUUUUUUUCUAUCUUUCUGUUGUAACUCUUAUUCGCUUGUGCCAGAAAUUGAUCAUUUUUAAUGAUGUUAUAAUAAGUGAAACCCAGAACAAAGAAAAAUUGAAGAAUCGAGUACGACUCUAAUUUCCCAACAACGUGAAGUUUGUAUUUCAAUGUUAGUUCAAGUAUGGAAAGGAAUGGUGAAUUGGUUUGGGUUUUUAUUGCGUUUGAUUCUUCAGAGCAUUAGAGGCAUACCUUCAAUGGCUCAAAUGUUACUUUCUUAUGUUGGUUUUAGAUAUUCUGCUUCUUCUUCUUCUUCUUCUUCUUCUUCUUCUAAGCCUUUGCCUCUUGCUGAAAUUCCUUUGCAUCAGACGCCACAGCAAAUUAGUGUCUCCCCUGAGGUCAGUGAUGCUGAUGAUGAUGGAUUCGGUCACACCGCAGAAAAGCUCACAGUUGUACUCGACUUGGAUGGAACACUUGUUUGUGCAUACGAAACAUGUAGCUUGCCUGCGAGUAUUCACACUCGAGCAAUACAAGCUGGGUUGAAGUGGUUCGAGUUGGAAUGUAUCACUUCUGACAAGGAAUGUGAAGGGAAGACAAAGAUUAAUUAUGUGACUGUGUUUGAACGACCUGGUUUACGAGAGUUCUUAAAACAGAUUAGUGAAUUUGCUGAUCUUGUUUUGUUUACGGCUGGUCUUGAAGGUUAUGCUAGACCAAUUGUUGACAGGAUAGAUACGGAGAACCGAUUUAGCCUACGUCUUUAUCGGCCUUCGACCAUCAGCACGGAAUAUAGAGAACACAUGAAGGAUUUGUCUUGUUUGUCAAAAGAUCUUUGUCGAAUUGUAAUUGUCGAUGACAACCCAUUCAGUUUCUUGCUCCAACCACUGAAUGGAAUACCGUGUAUGCCUUUCUCUGCUGGACAACCAUAUGAUAAUCAGCUUUUGGAUGUCCUCCUUCCGCUCCUCAAGCACCUCUCCCUGCAAAAGGAUGUUAGGCCUGUACUUUUGGAAAUGUUCCACAUGCCUGAAUGGUUUCAAAUGAAUGGAAUUCCUGCUUCUUCUUUGGUUAUGUAGGAAUAAGCAAGUCCAUUUUUUUUUUUAGUUUUGAGAUAUUAGUGAUUAUUGUCCGGCCGCCAGAGAAGAUAUAUGUUUCCACGGUAACAUUUUGCCACUGCGUACCUCCAUUUGUUGUGCGUCUCUGCUUGGAAACCAACGACUGGAAUAUUUCUAUAAUGCAUAAGGUCGCAAAGGUUUAAUUAUUAUGACUUGAAUCAGCUUUAUUCUUUUGUAAUUAGGCGCACUGCUGACACUGCCACCAGUACUGAUGAAUUUGGAGGUUCUGCAAUGCCUUCUUUGUAUGGCGUUUGAUAGAAAUAGCAUUUAGUUGGCACUGUAAAAGCAUUAGAAAUAAUUAAUUUCAGCAGUAAAAGUGUUGCCGUAUUACUGCACGAACGAUCUAAUCACCCAAAAACUAUAAUUGGAGCAAAAGUUAGAAUUCCUAACUUUCUCCAAAUCAUGGUUUUCAGAUAGUAGCUUCUUAAAAAGAACAGAAGUUAAUUUGAAAAGCUGUACCAGAUUUGAUCAAGUUGCAGGGAUAACGUUUAGAAUGAUAAAUUGUGAAGCCUGGCCAGAAUUUGAUGAUUAUUUGUUUUCGCUGUAGUAAAAUGCAUUCGCCUUUAUAAGCGAAAAAAGAAAAAGAAAAAAACUACUUCACAGUGAGUAGAAUUUAAUGGAGAGUAAGGUUAGAUAUGGACUCUU
This is a messenger RNA of Ricinus communis (castor bean), 1941 nucleotides long. Its product is annotated as CTD nuclear envelope phosphatase 1 homolog. Gene Ontology annotation, molecular function: phosphoprotein phosphatase activity. The record is from RefSeq and is a predicted model, not a curated record. Bases 358 to 1257 code for a protein of 299 amino acids. The transcript has 6 exons. Lineage: Eukaryota; Viridiplantae; Streptophyta; Magnoliopsida; Malpighiales; Euphorbiaceae.